UGGAGUGCCAUCUUUUUUAUGUUCUACAUAGUCAUCUGCUGUAGCCCAGAUUUAACAAAGGGCAUCAAAUCUCCCCUUUGCCCCAUUUUUUGUUUUCUGUUCCUAUACGCAGGGGCUGCAUACGUAAGCAAAGACCAGAAGAAGGAGCUGUUGCUAUUCAUUUUCAGUUCAUUCAUCAGUAUGUCGCUGCUACGAUGUCUGGUCUUUCAGCUCAGCAUGUACUUUAUUUUAUGCCUUGCUGGAAUGAUUUCACGGACAGAACAAAGUCAGGAUGUUCUAGAAUUUCCCAUGAAGCAACGCUAUCCUGUAUUUUACCUUUACAGCCCAGAUAAGUUGUAUGUUGGAGGCACGAACAUCCUCUACUUAUUAGAUUUUACAACAAAGGAAAUAAAUAAGACAGCUAUUCAUUUGAAGGAUUGCACAGACUGUAUGAUCUAUGUGACUCUUGCUGGACAAUUAAAUAGAAGUCUGAUUAUCUGUGGCACCAGUGGAACCAGGACAGCAUGCUGGAAGCUGGAGGAGAACAAGAUUCAGCAGUAUAGUCUCCCAGAAGAAUUUGUACCUCGAAUGCCAGAAAACAACAAUCUUGUUUUAAUUAUAGAGAAUGAGGUAUAUUCCACAAACAAUGGGAGGAGAGACAAGUAUAUUUUCAAGAAAAUUUAUGGUCAACAGCCAUUUUUAUACACAGGAGAUGGUUUUAUGAGAAAGCCUCAUUAUAUAAAAGCUCUGGUGGUGGAUAGUAAGGAGAAGUAUCAAGAUAAGAUUCUUCUUUUCUUCAGAGAGGAUAAUGAAAAUGUCCGAUCAACAGAGAAGAGAAUUUCCAUGGUGGCUCGUAUGUGUAAGGAGGACUCUGGACCAACAAAGCUAUCUUCUUACUACAUGUUCAGCACAGCACUGAAAUCCCGUUUGAUAUGUGGGUAUCCUAAAAAAGGACAGUAUUUCCCACACCUCCAGGAUGUUUUUCUGCUAAAGGGCAUAGAGGAAAACCUGAUUUAUGGGCUGUUCACAAAUGCAUGGAAUCACAGUGCUGUCUGUUCUUACAAUCUUUUGGACAUUGAGAAGACCUUUAGUUCCUCUUCCCUGUGGAAUGCUCCAGCAUCAAACCUAGCCAUCCGUCCUGGAACGUGUAUUCUAGGUGAUCGCACUCCAGAAGACACAUUUAACAGGGCAUCUAAGUAUCCCGAGUUGCAAGACUGGAUAGAACCGUCAGGGAAGGAGGCUGUAUUUCAGAACUUAAGUCACUACAGAAAGAUUGUAGUGGAUGAGGUGAAAGCAUUAGAUGGAAAUAGCUACAGAGUCAUUUUACUGGCUGCAGCAGGUGGAAGUGUACAAAAGCUUGUUGUGAUGGAUAAUGGAGACCACAGUGUUCAUAUGAUAAAUCCCUUCAAUGAAACAAAGGAGAUCCUAUCCCUGAUACUGGAACCCACAAUGCAUGUCCUGUAUGUGGGGACCAACACUGAAGUGAUCCGCCUUCCUCUGGAUGACUGCACUGCAUACAAUGAAACUUGUGAGGCCUGUGUCAGUUCACGUGACCCGUAUUGCAGCUGGACAGAAAGUGGAUGUCAGUCUGUUCUGAAACAGGCACAAGGCUUGCAGAAUAUCACACAUGGAGUUGACGCCAGGUGCUUAAAACAAAGUACAUUUAUGCCAAUUAGGGGCAAUGUAAGCGGAAGGAAAAAGGAUUAUGGUUUGAUAAGUCCUGCAUUACCACAGGAUGGUGCCUGCUGCUGGAGAGAGGAGAACAAUGACCUCAAAAUCUGUAUCACUCACAAUGGCACCUGCACCCUCCUACUGGAAUAUCCAGAGAAUCAAAGGCAAGAACAGCAAGGGGGCAUGCAGUGUGUAGCACUCAAACGCACACUGAAUGUGGGCAAUGGCUUUGCAGCACAAUCCCAACAGCCAGUAUUGAUAGUAGUACUGCUUAUGGGCCACCUUAAACUCAUAUACCUGUGCUUUGGUUUGUAGGCAAGAAUUGGCCAAAAAAGGUGGUUUGUGGGUGGUAGGGUAACAGUAUCAAAUUUUUAUUCUAGAAAUGCAGGCCUCUACAAUAUAUUUAAGGUUAUUGGCAUCAAUAUCAGUCAUUAAACAUCAAUCAUAUCAAACAUCAGUAAAGCUGGAGGGAUGAUGCAGAAGACUAAAAAUGAUCCACUUGGAGUAACAAAAAACACACUGCUUUUAGGCAACGUUAAAUAGUUGUUACACUGAAUGCAGAAAAUGAUCCCAAACCUGUAGCACUACAGGAAUAACUGGAAUUCAUUUCUUAACACAGUUUGAAGGACAUAUCUCCAGCCCAAACCCUAUCCAACAUGAAACUAGCCACAAACAGGCCAAUACAAGCUGCCACCUGGGAAACCUAUUGGCCUAUGUAUGGGAAGGUUUAGAAGCUAUCAUCAGCUGAGUACCGCAUUAGCCUAUUGAUGCCAAUGUUUGGUCAGCUUCCAAAAUAGAUUUUUGAUCUGAUUGGGACUAAACAAUUGCAUUAGCCUGAUUUUGCCCAUUAAUUGGGUGGCCGAAUCGGGAUAUUAAAGUGUAUGCUCUUAAGGGGCAAUAAUAAACUAGAUAGUAAUCCAUGAUUAACUUAAAUAUUAAGGGGUGAACAGACUGAUUUUAUUAUGGUAACAACUAUGUCAACUCUCUGUCCUUCAGGCAGAUGUAGCCCUACAAACCCUUUUUAUAACAUAAUUGUUUUAUUAUGAUAUAACCCCAAAACAUGUAGGUCAGUGGAUAACCAAUUAAGUAGAUGUUAAAAUUCAGUAUGGGACAUACUGCUGUAACCAGCCUAAAGCCACAUGGGUCUGAGUUGGCACAAAACACUCACCAUGGAUUGUUGGCAGUAAAAAGUUACCUGCUUACUAUCUUACAAUGAAAGGAAAAAAUACACCCAGCUUAAAGUAUUAUUUACUUUAUUUACAUUUCAUUACACAAAAUACAUUUUUAGUCAAAGCAUCUUCAGGUUAGACAUUGAAGGGAUUCACUAAACUGGAUUUAAUUUGAACAGGAGUUUGAACCCACAGCAACCUAUCAGCUAUUAGUUUGGAGCAACUGCAGUACAGCUACCAAAAGCAUAAUUGCUAAGGGUUAAUUCUCUAUAAUAAAACAUACACUUGUUACUCAUAUGAGAGCCAAUAUGUGUUUUAUUUGAUUAGGACAGGACUACACACAAGAUUGUUUGCCUCUCCACUCCACUUACAAACCAUCUCUUUUUCUGUACUGUGAUAAAAUGUAGCCUUGUCUAAAGUGGCCUGAACCUCAGUUGCACAAGGUCCAUUUACUUAUUUCACUAUUGUUUUUAUUGUGAAAAAUGUGGAGGUUUGAACGAGAAGAAUCUUUUAUAGCUGCUUAUGCACACAUUGUGUAAUAUAAAUAGCAAUAAAGGUGAAAAAUAAAUCUGCAGUGUUACUAGUUUUAGUUCAUGGAAAGAAUGGUCUACUAUUGACAAACCACAACUUCAAGAACACCUCAACAGCUUCAGAUAAGCAGUAAUGGUUAUUUUAAGGUUGAGGGGUUAGGCCUAUUGUUAAGGUAAUUGAAGUGGGUCUUCAGAUAGAGAAUUAGUCUUAAGGUGGCCAUACACAGGCCGAUUGUAGCUGCCGAUAUCGGCAGCUUAUCGGCCCGUGUAGGGGCAGGAACGAGGGGCAUGCCCGACCGAUAUCUGGCCUGAAAUUGGCCAGAUAUCGAUUGGGCAGGUUAAAAGAUUGUCGGAUCGGGGACCACAUCGGCUCGUUGAUGCGGUCCUCAAACCGAUUGCCCAUUGCCGCCAUUAUAAAAUGAUUGUUUUGGCCCCAGGGCCAAACUAUCGAAUUAGCCUACAUUUUCCCCAAUAUCGCCCACCCAUAGGUGGGGAUAUCGGAAAAAGAUCCACUCGCUUGGCAUGUAUGGGCACCUUUAGGGUUUGACAGCGGAAUGAUUCCUCACCUUAAAAGGAAGAAUUGCAGCUUUCAGUGGCUAUUAGAUUUUUCAGUGUGCUUGUUUAAGAGUUAAUUUAUGUUAGGUUGUUUGCACUUUAAUUGUUAAUAUAUACUUUGGUGUUGUGGUUUAUAAUAUAAGCUGCAGCCUUUGCUGUCCAACAAAGUUAAGUCUGGAUUUAUAAUGGGAAGGGUUUGUGAUAAGAAAUCUUUAGGUCUCCUACAACUAGAUGAUUGAUCCCUCCAGUGAUCAGAGCUACAGGGCCAGAUAUUGCCUUGCUUUCUGGGGAGGGAAACUUUGCCUAGCCCCCACAGAAGUCUAAACUGCCCCUCCUGAUUAUGUGUAAAGGGGGUAAAAGUAAGGUAGAGCAUAGAAUGGGCCAGGCUAGUUGGCAUAACCCCACGAGUUACCAAUUCCGAUGUCAUUCAUUUUUUACAGGAUCAUAAAUGCUGGCUUGUUUUGCACACUUAUGUCCAACUGUACCAAAAAUCUAAAAAGCAGAUGUGUUUUGAAUGUAAAGUGUCCUGACUAUUUCCUUUGUUUCUUUAUACUGCAUUAAAAUAUAUUUAUUGUAAUUA
This is a messenger RNA of Xenopus tropicalis (tropical clawed frog), 4484 nucleotides long. It is a transcript of the gene sema7a, whose product is annotated as semaphorin 7A (John Milton Hagen blood group). Gene Ontology annotation, molecular function: semaphorin receptor binding. Bases 19 to 1965 code for a protein of 648 amino acids. Lineage: Eukaryota; Metazoa; Chordata; Amphibia; Anura; Pipidae. The transcript is spliced from 13 exons. The record is from RefSeq and is a predicted model, not a curated record.